AUGACGGUCUCCCACGAUCUCGCGACGCCCAUCGUCGUUCUCGUCUCGACCCGUGCGGUCCUUACCCUCCCGGAAGACAAACUCGUACUCACGCCUGCCACAAUCUCCAUCUCCCCUGUAACCGGCAAGAUUCUGGAUAUUACCUCCGCUGUCCUCCCCCAGUCGUCCUUCCCGGCCUCAACAACGUAUGUCGAUUAUGGCGAUAAGCUUCUUCUACCUGGCCUCGUCGACGCUCACGUCCACCUCAACGAGCCUGGCCGCACAGAAUGGGAGGGUUUCUGGACUGGCACCCGCGCCGCCGCCUCUGGCGGUGUAACCACCGUCGUUGACAUGCCGCUGAACGCUAUUCCGCCUACCACUACCGUCGCCGGUUUCAAGGAGAAGCUUGCUGCUAGCGAGGGGCAAUGCUGGGUUGACGUUGGCUUCUACGGCGGUGUGAUCCCCGGUAACGCGGAUGAGCUGCUCCCUCUUGUCGAGGCUGGUGUGCGAGGCUUCAAGGGCUUCCUCAUCGAGUCUGGCGUCGAUGAGUUCCCCGCAGUCUCUGCCCAAGAUAUCGCCUUGGCGAUGAAAACGCUCAACGGCACCCCGACGACCCUUAUGUUCCACGCUGAGAUGAUCCCUCCCAUCGCGGACUCCGUAGGCGAUGCCGUCCAGCAAUCCGAACCCCCCGCCGCCCCCACCGGCGAACUGACCUCCUACAACACAUUCCUCGAAUCCCGUCCCCCGUCCUUUGAGACCUAUGCCGUCGAAGAAAUCCUGUCGCUGGCCCACCUCGCCCCCGAUCUGCACCUGCACAUCGUCCAUCUCUCCGCAACCCAAGCUAUCCCUCUCCUCCGCAACGCAAGGCAGAACGGCAUCAACAUCACCGCCGAGACCUGCUUCCACUACCUUGGCUUCGCAUCCGAGGACAUCGCCGACGGCGACACCAGACACAAGUGCUGCCCGCCGAUCCGCGAGCGCUCCAACCGCGACGGCCUGUGGGAGGAGCUGGUCGCCGAGGACUCAUGCAUCAAGACCAUCGUCUCGGACCACUCGCCUUGCACACCGCAGCUCAAGCUCCUCCCAGCGAGUCUCGAAGCUCCCCCUCCCCCGACAGAAGAAUCCCUCAGCAGGCCAAAGAUGCACCACGCCGAUUCCGGUAUCGACAUGACGAUCCCUGGCGAACGCCUCAACAAGAUUAUCGCGGAGAAGACGCUCGAGGAGGCAGCCGUCGCUGUCGCUGAGGCCAGCACGAAGGGCGACUUCUUCGCUGCCUGGGGCGGCAUCUCGUCCGUGGGACUGGGAUUGCCAAUUGUGCACUCGGCGUCGGUCGCGCGAAUCGCGGAGGCCGGUGAGGGUGCGGCGCCGUCGAUUCUGGAUAUCGUCAGAUUGUGCAGCCAGGCCACGGCCAAGCAGGUCGGUCUGUCACACCGCAAGGGCGCGUUAAAGGUCGGCAUGGACGCCGAUAUUUGCGUGUUUGACGAUGCGGACAUUUGGACCCUCCGGUCUGGCGACAUGCGAUGGAAGAACAAGUGCUCGCCGUGGGAAGGCCACGAGUUCACGGGCAGAGUCAGGGACACCUGGGUUAGAGGCCGCAAGGUCUGGGAGUUUGGCGGUGUGAAUGGUGGAUUUAUCGGGCAGGGACCCGUUGGUGAGGCUAUCACCGAGAAGAGAAUUGCUUGA
Messenger RNA from Colletotrichum truncatum, 1662 nucleotides. Its product is annotated as allantoinase. Lineage: Eukaryota; Fungi; Ascomycota; Sordariomycetes; Glomerellales; Glomerellaceae. The record is from RefSeq and is a predicted model, not a curated record. Gene Ontology annotation, cellular component: cytoplasm. Gene Ontology annotation, biological process: purine nucleobase catabolic process. Gene Ontology annotation, molecular function: allantoinase activity.